UAUCGUUUCUACGACGAUGCGCGUUUGAUUUAAAAAUAAAUAUAAAAUAGAACAAACCUCGUUACACAGUAUUAUUACAUCUCAACGUUUCCCAAUUCUCUACGAAAAAUAUCCUUAUUUACGAAUAUUCUCAGUGGAAUUCACCUCGUGAAAAAAUAUCGUAAAAUUCCAUCCUCGGAGAAAACAGUGUUGGGAAACACUGAAUCACAUGUUUACACGCGAAUAUAUUAAAUUUUGGCGCGGAGGGUGGCUAAACUCGUAUCUAAAUCCGCGAAAGGAAAAGAAGAAUGUACUCUAAAAUUAAACUCAACCCCGAUAUAUUUAGAGCAUCGAUAACACAAUCGAGCGAGAAAAAAAAGUAAAUAUAAAUCACCCAUAUACAUAUAUGCAAACGCGUAGAACCAGAUGGCUGAGAAUGAGAAAUUUGGCGAUCAAGCGUUUGGGCAUGAGAGGAACGGGAAUCGGGGAUCGUGCGGCCGCAACAACAGCGAACAAAGGGCGCAACCGAGGCCCACGACGAGGCCACGCAAAGUGGAGUGCGAGGGCGAGUUGCCGGCGCCACCGCCGGAUCCGUGGGCCAAUCUCUGGCCCAGCCUGCACAACAAUUCCCGCGACCAGCAGGUGGAGGCGGGGAGGAACAGCCGGAGCCUGGACGAGGACGAGGACAUGAUCGCCUACUUGACGGACGAUCUCGGCUCGCUGCCGCCGUUCGAGGGGCGGACCCCGUCGGGGUGCCCCUCGAGAAAUUCUGCCGUGUCCGCGAUGGCUAUUUCAAGCGUUUACGCGGAAGACGCUUUCGAGCAUUUGGACCGGUUGUACGCGUUCGUGGACCAGAUUCUCGAGCUCAGGGAUCGAAACGCGAAGUUUUUCAAGCGCGUGAGGAAUCUGGAACGGCUGAAGGUGUUGAGGGACGCGAACCAAAAGUUGGAAUACGCUUUNGCGCGCGGCAACGGGGCGGCGACGGCGGGGAGCGCGUGCGAGGAGGACACCGGGUUCGCCGAGUCGUUGCUCGACGCUAUGCUGUCCAAUUGCAGGGAUUCCCCGUUCCAGAGGAGGGGGGCGAGGUCGGGUCCGAGGCAGGCAUCGAGGAACAACAAAUUGGACAUCGACGUCAAGCAAACGUCGGCGGACGAGAUUUCUGGAACCGCGCCCAAGGUCUCCAAAUGGACGAGAGUUAAGGCCGCGUUUAAGUGGGAAAGGGCUUACACGAACGACGCCGAGAACACGGAUUCGGGCAUGGCCCCCCCCUCCUCGUUGUCCCCGGCUAGCAAGCAGAAUCANNGGAAUCACGAUGUCGAUGCCAGGGAAUCGAGCAACACCGCAACUUCGUCGCCUGUUAACGAGAAUUGCAACGUGGGAACGCCUGUCGCUCGAACCUCUUCGCCCUCUUCGUCCAACGAUGGAUUUUACGAUUGUCAGAAAGCUGGAACAAACCAAGUGGAUUGCCAAUCUUUAAAGAGAAAAGCUAAUAAAAAGGCGGAUUUUGCAAAUUGGCAUAGCGAAUCCCUUGAUGAUAAUAUUCUUAUGGAUAGCUUGCAACCCCAUGAGACAGGAGUUGCAACAAAUGAGGCUAGCCAAGGGAAGCCUUUAAUACGAAUCACAUCGGACAAGAGUGACGCGGGUAAAAUGGAUGAGAAGGAUGUAGAAUCGAUAUCAAAGAGAUCAACUCCGACAUUGACGAUUGCAAUACCUUCGCACGAGGAGGAUAUAAGAUACACUUCGUCCCCAGAAUCGAGCUCACCGCUCUUUUUCAACGCGAACGCCUCUGCCGGAAAUUCUCCGCAACACAGGAAGACGUAUCGAGACCAAUCUGUGAAGAACGAUUUUAAACGACAGCAAUCGUACGGUGGAGAAACAUUGAUGUCGAAGAUGCAGAGGCAAGACUCGAAAUGGAACAAGGUCAGGCGAGCAUUUCUAACGAAUUCAACCCCAAACGUGCCAUCGAACCUCAACGUUCCCAGACAGACGCUCUUUCAAGAUGGUUUCGAAACUUCGAUAAGCAGCAAUUACGACAGCGUGGAAAAUAUGGAGAAAACGACACCUUCCAACACACCGUCGCAAGACACGAGACAAGAUUACCGCGCCCUCAGAGAGAAACUGGGAACCGAAUUCCAUCAAAAGUUGAUCGAGUGGGAGCGUUUAAAAAAUUUUCCACCCCGCGUUUCCACGAAAGAAACCUCCUCGAAUUUACCGAGUCCUCGAGAAAGCUUGCUGUCGGAAGAAAGAUUAGCACCCGAGUUCAGGAAGAAAUUGCAAGACUGGAAACGCGCCAAAAAAAUACGAAGAGGAAGUGCCCCGUUUGUGCUGCAGCAGAGGCUGAAUCGGCGUCGUUUAACGGAUUGGCAACUUUGGAGAUCUCCUUUGAAAACCGAAUUCAGAAAUAAAGAAAUCUUCAGUUUCGCUGGUGGUGAAAGCGGAGAGACCGUGAACGAUGGGAGAACGCAAGUUUGUGAGGAUUAUCCGAGAAAAAUGGAAUCUUGGAAAAGAACGAACGAGAGUAAUUGCGAUGCGAAAAGUCAAACACGUACCAAAUCACAUCAAUUUGGGAUUGCGACUGGAAUCGACGAAAGCGAGUUUCUCGCUUUGGAAAGAUUACUGUCGCUUUUCAACAAUAAUACGAGUAAGGAACGACGAGACAGUGAUGUUCAACAAUUGGACGAGUGCUUCGAUGGGGAUGCAAGAUCGUAUGCCGAUGGAACACAAAAUUUAAAUGACACCAACGAAGUUUUCGUUCGAACAUCUGUUGGAUCUUACCGGUUCGAAGGUAUUUCGCGAGAAUUCACAAGAAAAUUGUACGACUGGGAGCAAUAUCGUGGAAUAUCACCGACAUCUUCGACUUUCCGCCUUUUAGGACCUUCUUACAUACCAUUCUUAAGACAGACAACUAUGGAAACAUCGACCGAUAAUUCACCGAUAACAAAAAUUGGAAGCGACGAACCGAUAUCGUUCAAAGUCUGCUCUUUGAAGAGGUCGAAAUCUGUUGGCAAUGUGGUCGAACAAAAUGAUCGAAAUGAACUUUUCAUACGCCGUUCGAACAGUCUACAAUCAUUGGAUCAUCUCACGAACAGGUUAAAAGAUACUGAUCGCAUAAAUGAUUUACAAGAAUCAAUCGAUCCUCAGAGACCAGAGGACAUAGUCGAAGACAUAAUGGACGAUUCGGAACCGGAAGCAAUGAUCGUCGACAUCGAAGACGUGAUCGAAGAAACUGCGAGCCCCCUGGAAAGGGUGCAACCACACCAAACACCCGUGUACUCGGUUGCAGCGAGCGAAACGACGAGUAUCGCGGUACCAUUGGGAACUGUUACCUCCAGUCACGAACCAUCACCGGUAUUCUUGAUAGACAUAGAGGAAAAUUCGGAUUCGAAACGGUGGGAGUCGAAAAAGUGGAAUCAAAGGAAAAGUGUCUCGAGCGAAGACAGUUUGAGCCUGGAACAAUCCGAAAUGGCGAAAUCUUGGGACAACGAGAGAAAUUCUUCGAGUAACGUGGAUUCGGAGCAUUGGUCCUCUGCAAGCUCGUGGAGCAAGAGGGAAACGUUUGAUGUGAAGGAGAACGUUGAUAAUUCGGAUCGAGAAUUGGAUAAAGAUUCAGUGAAAUCGAACAGCUCGAUUUAUUCGACCGAUGUGGAUACGGAAUUUAACGUUGUAAACGAGGGAAAAGAGCAGAAUCAGGUUAAUUUCGAGAGAGAAGAUGUUCCUGUAACAUUAUCUGAAAGGGAAGAUGGACUUGAAAGAAACCUGAAGGAAUCUGAUGCACAAUCAAAAGUAGCGACCUGUCGAUACAAUCAGGAGUUAUCGAUUGAGAAGGAACAAGAAUAUGAUUAUGAACAGAUAGAAAAGGAUGAGAACAUCAAUGAUGAAAAAAAUCUUAUCGAAACUUCGAAAUCCAACAACGAAUAUGAAGAAAUAAUCGUGACCAGUUCUUUUACGAAUUUGCAAUCAAUGGAAAAUUAUAACGAUGAAACGGCUAAAAAUUUAUUAAAAACAUCGAUUAAUUGUAAAUUAGAGCAAACCAAGUUUGCAACGCGUGACGUAGAUCGUUUCUACACCAAUCAAGAUCAAAAAAAUUCCAAAAAAGCUGAAGAAACUUAUACCGUAAUCAGAAAUGAAUUACUCGACAGCGUUCAUCGAGAUUUAUCCAAAAUAAAAUUAGACACGAAUCGUUAUGACUCGUCCAAACCGUGCACCAAUUAUCCAACCUACGAAAAAGAAAACGAUCGUUUCAAAGAAACAACAAGAAGUUCACAAUCCGUCGAAAGAAAGAAAUGGCAAGAAUAUCGUAACACCGAAACUGCUUCGUCUUCCUUGUUAUCGAGUCCCUCCUCGUUCGAACGUCAUCGUGAGCCAACUAUUCAAACAACUGCAUAUACGGUAGCGCCAUCUCGCGACCAACGUUGCUUCGAGAGAAUCGUGAUCAACGAAGAAACUCUGAACAAAAUAGUCGUACCCACGGCGACGGGCUGCGUGGAGAAAGCAAACGUCUCGAGAUCGCCGAUAGAGCGAGCACCAAUCAAAGGUUCAACGGAUGAAUAUCGAUCGAGCAACGAUCGUGACGUUCCAAUCAAUCGAGAAACAAGUGCUAAAAAGCAAAUCUCCAAUUCACCGACCAGAAACGUUUUCAUCAGGACGAAACGUAUAAUAUUCUCUCCGUUCCGACGUUCGGAAGAUCACUCGUCUGGUAAAAAGGAGAACAAUAGUAGCGAGGAUGAUCGCGUGUUUCCUACGAAGAGCAAAAGCAAGUCGAGGUCUGGAUCGCCUAAAGUAAACCGACAAGACGCCCUCUUGAGGAUGUCUCUUUCGUUACCGUGGCCCCUUCGCCCAUCCUCGAAGGAUCGUGACACGAAGGAAGCGAAAAUCGAAGAGGAACGGGCCCCAGUUAAACAGAAAGAAAACUUCAAACGGUGCAAGUCUGUGGAGAGCUCGAGGAAAUCGUCCAUCGGCGAUAACAUAUUCCAAACGAGGCGAGACAGAGACUCGUCGAUCGAAUUUAAAAAUUCUACGAACGAGAAGAAGAAGGAGAGAGGGAGUGUCUCGGUGCAAACAGAGAUUGCAGGUGAACGAGAAAAUCGAGCUUCCUUUAGAGUCAGCUUGCCCAGCUUAAAAACUGAAGAGAAAACGAAAAAAAAUUCUUCUUCUUCCUCCCCCUCCUCCUCCUCCUCUUCCUCUUCUUCCUCCUCGUCUUCUUCGAGAUUCGACCCACAAUCUUCGGAUCUUAUCCACAAACUGACGAUUCUGUCGAAUGCAGUGGCCAGAAGAGACGGCAGAACCAACACGAUCUCCGAAGAAUCGUCCCUGGUCGAAUCACACUCGUUGAGAGUGCGACGAGCGAAAGAGGAUUUCUUGUCUCGUCGAGGUGGCCCGCUUUGCCAUUCCGUGUUGGAGCCUCCAUCCGUCAAACGCGAGGAUUCUCCAAGAACGUUCGUCCAUUUCUACGAGCAGAUCUCGGAAAAUCAAGAGAGAAGCGGCAAGCAGAGUAAUGCAAAUUGUGCCCCAAAUUCGUUAUUAGACGCGUCGAAUGAAAAGGAAGGGCAGGAACAGGAGAUGGCAACGAAAGAGAAGAGGAUGGAACAUUUUUUGAACGAUUACAACGAACUGUCGAACGGUUCUCGACCCGAUCGUGUUAAAUCUGCCAGUGCUGGAAUGAUAAACGUGGAUCCGGACACGUUCGUGCGUUUGACCGAAACCAGCCGAGGAUGCGAGUCUCUUCCAAGAUCGAUCUCGAAGCAGCCUCAGCCGUUGGGAUCGCUCGCGAAAAUUGUCAAUAAAUUAAAGUUUACGAGAUUGAUACGCAGCAAAGAUGCUCAGGAGGAGAAUAUGAGCACGAUCUCGAAAUUGUGCAGGCAGAGUUUGUUGAUCGACGUUAGAAACGAUUUUGACAAGUGUUGGGAGUCGAACGAUCGUGAAAAGGUUCCUAGAGGGGAUAGCGUUGAGAAAAAUAAGAAAAACGAAUGAUUGUGAUUUUUAAAUUAUACUUUUGAAUUGCAGUGAGACUUCCAGUAUUCGAAUUAGUAAUUAUAUGUGUAUAUUUUAAUUGUCAUUCUUUUUUGUCGUAUAAAUCGUUCGAUUGUGUUGAUUUUGUAUCGUAAAUGGUGAAAAAUGAUAAGAUACGUUUCUUGCAAUUUUUAAUGGCACCUCUAUCAUUUUUUCUAUCUUCUAUCAAGAGGAUUGUAAAAUAAUUUUUGGAGAAUUGAAUCGUAGAAUUAUUUGCGUGAGAAAU
Messenger RNA from Apis dorsata (giant honeybee), 6214 nucleotides. RefSeq lists its product as uncharacterized. The coding region runs from base 406 to 5949 and encodes 1847 amino acids. The record is from RefSeq and is a predicted model, not a curated record. The transcript has 13 exons. NCBI's taxonomy places the organism in Eukaryota, Metazoa, Arthropoda, Insecta, Hymenoptera, Apidae.